CACAGGUAGCAGUGGGCUUAACAAAAUUGCUAACGGGAAUAUUCCUUUUCCGACGCUCGUGUUUAAAUGUUUAAUCUUUUGGUGCCGUGAAAUUUACCUUCGAGUGACAGUCAGCAAUCGUGCGGCACUGCUUCGCUUCGAAGUUCGAAGGUUCCCACCUGGACCUUCCAUCAUGCCCAACACAAGCUCCUCUCUCUCUUGACAAGUAGCGGUACAGUGUAGAGCACCAGACGAUAGAGUAGACAACAACCCACAACGCAUAACGCACAGCUUAGUUUGACGAAGAAGAGUAAGCCACAAUGAAAGAGCAACAUCCCGACGAUGGUACAGAAGGGGACGACUCGGAAGCAGCCGAAGAGGGACAAGUAGUGAGAUCCCACCCUACCGAAGUUCCCCAGCGAGUGCACUACCGAUGCGCCGUUCUCCAGCGAUUCGUACCGCGAGGCAGAGUCGCUAUGAUCGUCUCGGGAUCCGUGUUACUACUGAGUCUGGGUGUGUUGAUUCUAUUGAUAGUCAGGGGUAACAGUAGUAGUGAGGACGGAAGCGCCAUGAUUUCGGCGACAACAAGCACAACGACGAAUACCCAGAUUCUCUCACAGGAUGAGACUACAACUACAUCUUCCACCACCAAUAGUCGAAGUGAUAACACCCAGAUGCCCACCACGGUCCAAGAGACGCAACGGCCCAUGACGAUACUGUGGGAGAUUGGGGACUUCUCUGCCAUCAGCCGCCAAGACCCCACCUUGGUUCCGUUUCCUCUCGAGGCGUCACAGUGUCGAUUGGCCGACGGAGAAUACUUUACCGAUCUGUUCGAAGAACCCUUUGAAAGCCCCUCGAUUGAUCUCAUCACACCCUCGUGGUUGGAUUACACCACCAUUGGCUCCCCCUUUAAUCGGACCUUUGAUGUGGUCGCCAAUCACACGGUACUGGAGAAUGGCGUCAUCUUUAACGUGGAGACAGUUCCCCAAGUACUUCCGGAACACUUGCAGAGUCCUCGCCUCAGUGAAAGUGACAUUCUGGAAGCCGUCCUAACCGAGGCGGGAAAGUUUUAUCGCGAACCCACCUACCCGAUUCCACUCUCCCCGGAAGUGCAUGUCGAAAUCAUGUCCCGACUGGACCCUGACAAGACUGUCUUUGCCGGUGGACAGGGCUUUUUGGCAGCGGGAAUGCUGGCGUUUGCCCAGCAUCUUCCCUUGGCUCUGUCUCCGGAUCAUCUCUGGGCGGUCAUUGCCUCCGGAUUCGCCUAUCACGUGGACCAAUAUGCGGAAGAGCUCAGACAUCACUUUGUCAACCACACGGGACAAGCAGAGAUUCAUAUCCAAGAAGAUACCAUGUUGCGACGUCAAUCCCCGCCCGAACAGUGGGAAGCCUUGAUAUUCCCAAAGUUUGCAGAAGAGAUUCGCGCCAAUAUGAACAAUACACUCGUCUACGACUUGAUGGUCGAACAAACCUUCACGACCACCACACCCACCAGUCAUGCGGCAUCCCGCAUCACACUCAUGGCGGCACUCAAGGCAUACUUUAGCUAUUCCAUGACGACCGCCUGUGGCAUUCCGCAAAUCAAACUCGAAGGCCGUCGCAAAGAUUGGGUGGCACUACGGACCCGCACCCAACAUCUCAGUGAAUUCAUGUUGGUCAAUCAUCCCCAAGGAGACUUGUGGAUCAAUGACGUGGUGGUGCCCAUUCUAGAUCAGUUUAUUGAUGCGUACGAUGGUAAUGUGAACUAUUGCUUUUGGCAAAAUAUGGUGAAAUUCCGCAACAGCGCGGAUGGAAGUGGUGCCUAUGAUUUCUUGUCGGGAUGGUUGCCCAAUCUCUUUCCUUAUCUGACUUUUGGCAAUGGAGAAAUUCGCGAGAAUCGAUACUUGCGACAUUGGAGUCUCUCUGCCAUGGGAGACCAGAAAGGACCCGAUCCGAGCCAUAUCCCCAUUCAAAUGUCGUCGGCGCCCGUGUUGUGGAACUACCUCGAAGACGAGUUUCACCUCCACUUUCACGCCGGAUUUCGUGGAGUCGAGCAACUCGAUGAGGACGAGGAUGUCAGUAGCACCGGUGGGAUGCUAAGGCCGGUGUUGGGAUGGUACAUUACGUACGACCCAGUAGUGUGAGGUGGGUGGUUGCCUGCCUUGCGUUGCCCACACCCCUGCAGACUCGAUCUGCUGUUUGCACAAGAUUGCUACAUGUCCCACCACCACCAUUCCUUACUAAAUGCACAAAUCCAAUUAGAUAUUAGCGUACACCUAUAAUUACUGCAUGCAUUCGCUGUUUUUU
Molecule: messenger RNA, 2265 nt
Organism: Seminavis robusta
Lineage: Eukaryota; Bacillariophyta; Bacillariophyceae; Naviculales; Naviculaceae
Source: the annotation of a GenBank genome assembly